UUCUCCUUACACCGUCGCAUUGCUGCCAACUAGUACUCCCAAGGAUGCUCUACCGUCCUAAUUCCUCUUGGACAUGGACCUUUUUGGUCUCCCUGCUUCUGGAGGCAGGGAUCCUCAUCACCCUAGAGACUGUGAUCUAUGCCAACUUCAUGGCCGCCCUCUCCCCCAAGGGCGAGAAGUCGUCUAGCUUUCGGGUCCCCUCCACGAGCUUCAGUAUGAUGAUCUUCGGAUUUGUCUACCAGCUGCUUCUUGCAUACGACACCCUGGCCAAACACAGCACCCCGCAGGUGAUCGGGCUGUGUCUGUACUCCCUCACCUUAUGCAUCUAUAACGUGCUCCAGUAUGGAGAAUUGAUGGAUUCCGUGGCAGUGACGAUCGACAUGGCAGCCAUUUCCAUCGAUACGUACCGCUACAACCAGAAAGCCGUCAUUGUGGUGGCCGUCAUCACCGUCGUUUUCACGGUCUGGCUGUCCCUGGUGGCCUACAAACUGUACGGGGAAUUUGCCUGGGUCGCAUUCCACCAGGUCGACGCCGACCUCGACAUGCGCCGGAGAUUUGUUUACUUCCAGCUCUUUAUCACCCUUCUGAAAUUCGAUGCCUUUUUCUUCCUCGGGCAGUUGGUGCAGGUGACAAUCAUGGCCGCCGACUUUUUGCCCCGAUUGUUCUAUACAAACCUCGUCGUCAUUCCCGCGGUAUCGAUCCUGCUCAUUACGACGGGCAUCAUGGUGAGACAUGAGAAGCGACUCGGGACGAUGGUCUGCCUGACACUGCACCUGGCCCUGUUGGGCUUUCAUCUCUUUCUUUUCGCGUUAUUCUACCAGCCCGCCACCUUCAGGGUGUUUUACCCCCUUCGCCGAAUCUUGACCUUUUUCGGUAUCAUCGUCGGUCUUCUUUCUGUGUGUACGAUCGGCAUGACGGCGCUCUGCUUCCGGCAGUUCGGUCAGGGCCUGAAGCCAUAUGUGUCUGACAGUCGGAAGGCGCGGAUGCUGGGAGAUACGUUUGAGUUGGCGCAGCGAGGGUAUUCGCAUGUUCCGGAUAUACCUUGAUGAUCCACAUAAGUCAAUUCUGUGUUCUAGCUUCUCCUUUCCUUCACAAU
Aspergillus ibericus CBS 121593 is the source of this 1096-nucleotide messenger RNA. RefSeq lists its product as uncharacterized. Bases 45 to 1046 code for a protein of 333 amino acids. Gene Ontology annotation, cellular component: Golgi apparatus. The transcript has 4 exons. The record is from RefSeq and is a predicted model, not a curated record. NCBI's taxonomy places the organism in Eukaryota, Fungi, Ascomycota, Eurotiomycetes, Eurotiales, Aspergillaceae.